Drosophila navojoa is the source of this 1278-nucleotide messenger RNA. RefSeq names its product desmosome associated protein-like protein pinnin (gene Pnn). The record is from RefSeq and is a predicted model, not a curated record. Gene Ontology annotation, cellular component: catalytic step 2 spliceosome. Lineage: Eukaryota; Metazoa; Arthropoda; Insecta; Diptera; Drosophilidae.
UGCUGUCACCCUCAGCUACUAAAAUUCAUCUAUCCAAGUAUAAUUUUUUAUUUUAAGAUGGAAGAUAAUAUUGCUUCAUCCUCUGUUGGAGAUCUGGAGAAGAAGUUGCAUUCGGCCAGACAGUCAUUAAUCUCGCUGAAUGACAACAUUCGCCGCCUUGUUGGAAGGGGUCUGAAGGAACCUAGAGUAGAGAAAUAUAAUCCAGAUAUCUUAAGUAAGAAAAACGAACAAAAUGAAGAUAAGACCAGCCAGCGUCACGACCCACUAAAACAAAAGCGGCGUACGCACGAUGGAAAAUUGGUAUUCAAUCGGGUUUCGGACAAGGACGAAAUGUGGCUACCAACCCCUCGGCUGAAUUCACGUGUAAUUAGAGAAUUGCCUUCGAGGGAGGAAAUUGUUGAGGCUCAAGGAAUCGAUUCCGAGUCGAGAGCACGCAACCGUCGCAUGUUUGGCUCACUUUUAGGAACACUACAAAAAUUCUGCCAAGAGGAGUCACGAUUAAAGAAAACCGAGGAGAAAAAGGCCCUCAUUGAAAAAAAACUUGAAAAUCAAGAGCAACAAGAAAGAGCUCUGCUUCAAAAAGAACGUGAUUUGUUAUUUUUAGAUAGAAAGCGAAAACAGCUCGAAAUCAGAUGUUUAGAGAAGAAAAUGGCACGCCUCAGAGACUUCAAAGCUUGGGAAUCAUCAAUGAUUUAUCAACAAAAUCAAAUUCGUACAAAGAGCAAACCUCACAUAUAUUUUCAACCUCGAAUUCAUACGGUACAAACAGAGAAGCUGCUCGCUAAAAGUAAAUGCGAGUUGGAAAACCUAUUGGAACGCCGCAGAGAAGAUUUACAAAUCGAACUCCGGAGGAUUGAAAGCUCAAGUAACAUAGAUGACGACAGUGCUUUAGAUGACAACAGCAUCUAUGAAAAUAAAUCAAAUAAAGAACCUAUGGAGAGCAACAUUCCAGACCCACGUGACAACAAUUCAAAGGAAGAGUUUCGAAAUGUACCAAAUGAGGAUAAUCCGUUAACUAGUAGUAGUUUUGUAAUUCAAGAAGCAUGAAAAUGAAUAAUUAUACAAAUUUCAAUGUUAUUUUUAAUUAAUUUGUUUAUUUCAUCCUUCAAUCGUCACUAAAAUUAUGUUUAUAACUUGAAUAUUGGAAAUGAACGUAACUGCCUAGCGUUGUCCUGCGUCCAAAAAGCUUUGAACUAAUUUUCCACUUUUGUAAGAUAUAUUGAUCAAACAAUUAGUAUUUAUCAAUUAAAAUAUACUAUUCAAGUUGAGUGCAUUUGG